AUGAACUUUGCUUUUUAUUUGCCAGUCUUUUAUUGGAAACGAAAUUCAAAAAAUGCUUUUAAUGGUGGUGGUGGUAGCAGUAGCGGUGGUAACAGUAGUGGUAGUGGUAGCAGUGGUGGUAGUGGUGGUGGUGGUGGUGGUAACAGUAGUGGUAGUGGUAGCAGUGGUGGUAGUGGUGGUGGUGGUAACAGUGAUGGUGAUCGUAGUAUACAUAUUAUAUUUUAG
Cercopithifilaria johnstoni is the source of this 225-nucleotide messenger RNA. The record is from the annotation of a GenBank genome assembly. Lineage: Eukaryota; Metazoa; Nematoda; Chromadorea; Rhabditida; Onchocercidae.